Molecule: messenger RNA, 3021 nt
Organism: Babesia sp. Xinjiang
Lineage: Eukaryota; Apicomplexa; Aconoidasida; Piroplasmida; Babesiidae
Exons: 1
Coding region: 1-3021 (1006 amino acids)
Biological process (GO): mRNA export from nucleus; nuclear-transcribed mRNA catabolic process, nonsense-mediated decay
Cellular component (GO): nuclear cap binding complex; nucleus
Molecular function (GO): mRNA binding; RNA cap binding
Source: RefSeq, a predicted model, not a curated record
AUGGAACUUAUAGAUGUAGAAAUCGAUGAUCGAGGGGACGCCCUCGACCACUCAGAUGAGCGGCGUAACCUCCAACAGGGUCCGACAGAGGAUAUAAAUAUAAGUGAAAAUGUGGACCCAGGGGAUUACACAGAUGCUGUAAAACAUGAACAGAACCUAGAAUCAUAUAGUCAUCAACAUGUACAAGAAAUGGACGAUGCAACUGGUGAUCACCAACAACAUGAAGUUCAUACUGGAAACCAAAUGCAGUCUGAAGGUAAUCCAGAGCAAAAAGGAUCAGUGAAGCGUGAAAGAACGAAUGAACAUGAACAUACCGAGCAGAAACACGGUAACAAUAACCACGGAUACAGAAAGGAUGGAUACAAUAAACAAAAGGUACGAAGAACUGAUCGUAAUGAUACCAGGGGUGCUCGUGGAAGGGACUUCCAUAAACACCAACGGGGUCAUUCAGGCCAUUGGAAUGCCGAGGCGGCACGUGCUAAACGAUGGGAUACACAAAUUAUUACUAUACUAGAUUCAUUCGACACUGCUAAAGAGGAUAUUCUCACACUCACGGGCAUAAUAGCUGAUGUCAAUGACUCCAGUAAACCGGCAAUCGCAACUUUCGAACGAUCCGUUGAAGCAUUCCCAAUCAAGACCGCGGCAUAUGCUACUGUAAUAGGCAUACUAAGAGCUAAAAAGAAGUCUACCCUUGCAGAACAGAUAAUGCAAAGGGUCCUACAUAACCUAGGGUCAUAUAUAAUCGCAGGAAACAGAAUCGCAGCAAUACACGCUAUGAGGUUCCUCAUUGGGGCCCAUUGUUCAGGUCUGGUCUCUUGUCAAGUUUAUCAAAUUAUUGAAAUGCUUAUCAAUUUGGCAAAACGCCUGGAACAAACACAACAUGAUAACCAAAAAGAGUAUGUGACUGCUACUAUCGCUGCCGACAACCUGGUGUACAUUGUAAUGGCCAGUAUCCCAUGGUUCAGCCGGGAAGAGUUCAGUAAGAACAUAGAAUUAAUUAAAACCAUAUGCAACGAGAUCACGGCAUACAACGACAGAAGAAAUGCCAAAUUAGCAACAUUGGUAACAGACGUUGAUAUCAAGCCGGGAACUGGAGAUGCAACGGAACAGCUCCGCAACCCAUAUGCGUAUAUCGCGGCGUACCAAGCAUACUCAAACGAUCUGGAUUAUAGCGAUAGGUUGGCAUCUGGUGUUGAAUCUAUGCAAUCGUUGAUGCAAAACGAAUGGUCUAACACAACAACUUACAGGUUUUACCAGAGCAAGGGGAUAGUCGAACACAUAACACAGCCUGUAUCGGAGCCAAGGGUAACAGAAGAAGUUGCAACUGUGACAAAUGAAAUUUUACAAGCAGUAUUGAAAAUUGAUACUGAUAAAAUGGUAUCAUUUAAGCCCGUUCCGUUCAUGCCAUUGAAAUUCAAUGCGGAUUGCCUCGCGGCUCAGCAGAUUACCGUGCACGACAAAUGGAUUUUCGAGGAACAUGUUUUGCACACAGUAUUCGCAUUCAUGGACGAUGCAAUGCUAUGUGCGAACCAACUGCUCAAAAUACCGUUCAAUAACGACUACGCGGAACAUGCCAUAGUACAGGUACUUGUAAAUAUGAUGUUGGCACCAAUUUACAAACGUCAUUUCACCAUGUUUGCCGUAUUGGUGAUGCAGCACAUGUGCAACGUGCAACCUAAAAUUGAGGAAGUAUUUCUUAACAUAUACUCUCAACUUAAGGAUAAAGCCACGGCACUGGACCCUGGAGUUCUAGCGGACCUUAUAUCUUCAGGUGCAUACUGGUUCAGCGUGGAGUUCUGCAAGGUGCGCAAGGAACCUUCAAAAUCAAAGUAUCAACGUGGGCAAGCGGAAGCAGGGGCCAACGGCAUGGAAGUUGAAGCACAGGUCACCGAGGAUAUGACCAAGGAAAAGAUUAAACAGAAGAAUGAGCGGCUUUUCAGUAUAAUGUUCAAACCGGACAACAACGAACACAUCAAUUUCAAUCAAAGGCUACUCGACGCUAUUGCAAGGUUGGUAUACAUGGACAGGCUACUCAUAUUCUCACCCGAAUCCCUGAGAGAGAGUAUCAAGGCAACUGUGCAACCGGCUCCCGCAACGCUACAGCAGCUACUGCGUGACAAAACUAUAGAACAUAGGAUAUUCAUCAACCUGCUCCAUUUCAACAAACUGGCAAAGGAAGAGAAUGAACUUAGAAACCAACGUAUCAUUGGGUUUAUCAAUAACCUGGUUGGAAAGGAACCACUUAAGGAGAUGCCGUCUAACCUAUUUGCUGAGGACAAAACGCCCGAGGUAGUCAUGACAGACGCUGCGACUGAUCCCAGCGGCGUUAAAACGUGGAACCGCGAUGACCUGGUGCUGAUAUUUUGGGAAUCGGUCGUUAUUCUAGGGAACAAAUCGCUAACACACCUAUUAAGGCUUAUCGAGUUUCACGGAGAGGUACUCAAAAACUACAUCAGCCAUGAACAAUCUGGAGCUUUUGAAGAUACCAUUUGUUACAAGGUGCUUCUGCUGACGCGAAACACGCUCAAAAAUGAUACCAAAAAGUUCGAAUUGGUCACGGAUGAACUCCUGAGACAAAAAAUAGUAACGCCGGCAGAUGCCUGUAGGUUCGUUUACAGGUUCUACCCGACGGCAGAGUUCUUCUCAAACCAUGCGCCGUGCAUACUGGAGUGUGCGUUCGACUUUGUUAGGGAGCGACUUGACCACUCACGUGCCCGUCUUGCCGAGGGUGGAAGUAACAUGGACGUCCUUCACAAAGCUCACGAUGAGCGUGAGGCCAUGAUGCGCGAGCUCCUCAAGACGAUUACGGAGCUCACAAAUAACCUCUUGAUGCAAGGAGUUGAUAGCGGUCAUGAGGCCAUUCUUGCGAGCAUGUUGAAAAACAUCAUUUUAAAUAACGCUCGCGAGAUCAACAUGAUCAUGCAGUUACGGUCAGAGGCACUGGAAAGAGGGUUCCAUCGCCACGUUGUUUCCGCCAUAGAAGUGACAUUGUUGACACAUUACGUGCAAGCACCUAUUUAA